AUGACGUCUCAACCACAGUCCCGUGCUGCAGAAGCAGAGAUAGAAGCGCCACCACGUGGGCGUUGGGCGAACGUCGUUAAUCGCUUGCUAUGGACGCCCCCGUGGCUGAAAUGGGACUCGAGCGCGAACCACGAUUUAACAUGGGCCCAAAAUAUCAUCUUUGGCUUUGCUGCGGCUUUCAGUGUCGCUAACUUAUACUACAAUCAUCCAAUCUUAAAUGUCCUGGCGGAGGAUUUCAAUGUCACAGAUGAGCGUUCUUCGCUUGUCCCGACCAUUAUGCAAGCCGGCUACGCAGCAGGGCUCUUGUUCGUAAUUCCAAUCGGGGAUAUAGUUCGCCGGCGGCCGUUAAUUCUAGGAUUGAUAUUUGUUACAGCCGUUCUGUGGCUGGGGUUGACUUUGACUCAUUCCUUCGAAGUUUUCCUGGGUAUAUCAUUCCUCGUGGGAAUGUUAACUGUCACACCUCAGCUCAUGUUUCCAUUGGCUGUACAAUAUGCACCACAACGCCAUCGUGCAACCAUGAUCUCAAUUGUUAUGUCGGGCUUGGUCUUUGGUAUACUCAUAGCCCGUCUGCUGUCUGGUAUCAUCACUCAGUAUAGCUCGUGGCGUAGUGUCUAUUGGAUGUCGUUUGGACUUCAAAUUGCAAUUUUCACGUUGCUUUUUUGUUACAUGCCAGAUUAUCCAAUCCUUCGACCGGAUGGCUCUUACCUGCUCUCUCUGCUCUCGAUUGUCAAGAUGCCAUUUAAGCAUCCGAUCUUGACACAGUGCAGUCUAAUCGCUUUUUUCACCAUGGCCAUGUUCACCUCAUUUUGGACGACUUUGACCUUUCAAUUAGCUGGUCCGCCUUUCAACCUCUCGACUCUGACAAUCGGUCUUUUUGCUCUUAUUGGCAUAUCACCCGUCUUCCUCAACCCAGUUGUGUCUCGGCUUCUAACGUCCCGCAUCCACACUAGCGGGACGUUGAUUAUCGCUAUCAUUGUGACCGAGGCCGCGGUCGUCAUUGGUACAUUUGUAGGAACUUUUUCCUUAGCAGGUCCCGUAAUUUGGGCCUUCUUUGGAGAUCUGGGGAUGAACACCAUUGUUGUUGCAAACCGAAUGGCAUUUGCCAAUGUUGAUACCAAGGCCCAGAAUGCAGUGAACUCUGUCUACAUGGUUUUGACGUUCUGUGGACAGCUUUUUGGGACAGCUGUAGGAAAUAAACUCUAUGCUUCGGGUGGUUGGAUACACAGUGGCGCAUUGAGCAUCGGUCUAGUGGAAAUAACAUUAAUCUUAAUCCUCAUAAGAGGUCCACAUGAGAAGGGCUGGAUCGAAGAGAAGCCUCAGGAACGCCCUGGCCAAGAUGUCGAGGCUGCACCAAGUCCUGCAACAAAUGGAUUCGAGAAGUCUGAUGCUCCUUCUGGGCAAUCAGAGGCGGCUGGGGAUGCGACAUCGGUAGCCCGGAGCUAA
Molecule: messenger RNA, 1443 nt
Organism: Truncatella angustata
Lineage: Eukaryota; Fungi; Ascomycota; Sordariomycetes; Amphisphaeriales; Sporocadaceae
Product: major facilitator superfamily domain-containing protein
Exons: 4
Coding region: 1-1443 (480 amino acids)
Biological process (GO): transmembrane transport
Molecular function (GO): transmembrane transporter activity
Source: RefSeq, a predicted model, not a curated record